Messenger RNA from Salvia miltiorrhiza (redroot sage), 1644 nucleotides. Its product is annotated as probable polygalacturonase. The record is from RefSeq and is a predicted model, not a curated record. NCBI's taxonomy places the organism in Eukaryota, Viridiplantae, Streptophyta, Magnoliopsida, Lamiales, Lamiaceae. The coding region runs from base 146 to 1570 and encodes 474 amino acids. Gene Ontology annotation, molecular function: polygalacturonase activity. The transcript is spliced from 5 exons. Gene Ontology annotation, biological process: carbohydrate metabolic process.
AAAUAAAAGGAUUGUGGAGAAAAUCAACAACACUUUGAAAAAGUAACACACACUUCAUUCUUUCUUGUCACCUUCUUAUUUCUCGUUUCUUAUAAAAAACUCUUUAAAAAAGAUGCAUAAUUAUAAAGCUAUUUGGUGCUAGAUCAUGAAUGCGAUGGUGGCGGCGGCGGCGGCGGCGGCGGUGGUGCUGAUAUUUGCAAGUGGAGGAGUUGAAUGCAGAAGCAGAGAAGGAAGGAUUGCAGAGUCAUUCGAGUAUUCAGCAAUCAGCUGCAGAGGCCACAGCGCAUCGAUCGUGGAAUUCGGAGGCGUCGGCGACGGAAAGACGCUGAAUACGGCGGCUUUCCGGCGGGCGGUGGACGAGCUGAGCAAGCACGCAUCAGACGGCGGGGCGCAGCUGUUCGUCCCCGCCGGUAAAUGGCUCACCGGAAGCUUCAACCUCACCAGCCAUUUCACUCUUUAUCUCCACAAAGACGCAAUUCUUCUCGCUUCUCAGGACAUAAAAUCGUGGGGCGUGGUGGAUCCGUUACCGUCGUACGGGCAUGGAAGGGAUACAGCAGGAGGAAGGUAUAUCAGUCUUAUAUUUGGAACAAACCUCACUGAUGUUGUCAUCACUGGUGAAAAUGGGACAAUUGAUGGUCAAGGUGGUGUUUGGUGGCAGCAGUUUCACAAGAAAAAGCUGAAAUACACAAGACCUUAUCUCAUUGAAAUCAUGCACUCACACAAAAUUCAAAUUUCCAAUCUCACAUUACUCAAUUCUCCAUCAUGGAAUGUUCAUCCUGUUUACACCAGUGAUAUAAUUAUUCAAGGCAUCACAAUCCUAGCUCCAGUAACUUCCCCAAAUACAGAUGGGAUCAAUCCAGAUUCUUGCACAAGCACAAGAAUAGAGGACACCUACAUCGUCUCUGGGGAUGACUGCAUAGCGGUGAAGAGCGGCUGGGACGAGUACGGUAUCAAAUACGGUAUGCCGACGAAACACCUGAUAAUCCGGCGCCUCACCUGCAUCUCGCCCUACAGCGCCGCCAUUGCGCUGGGCAGCGAAAUGUCAGGUGGGAUCGAGGACGUCAGAGCCGAAGACGUAACGGCGAUCCGCACGGAAUCGGGCGUCCGGAUAAAGACGGCCGUCGGGAGAGGAGGGUAUGUGAGAGACAUAUAUGUGAAGGGCAUGAGCCUGCACACCAUGAAAUGGGUGUUUUGGAUGACUGGGAACUACGGCUCCCACGCCGACACCCACUACGACCCUAACGCGUUACCGGAGAUCAAGGGGAUCAACUACAGGGACGUGGUGGCGGAGAACGUGACAAUGGCUGCUAGGCUGGAGGGGAUAUCCGGUGAUCCCUUCACCGGGAUCUGUAUGUCCAAUGUGACGAUUGGGAUGGCGAAGAAGGCCAAGAAGUAUCCGUGGACAUGCAGUGAGGUCGAGGGGGUCACGAGUGGGGUGGUGCCACCACCGUGUAGCUUGCUGCCCAAUAAGGGACGAGACAAACGGGCCAUGUGUGACUUUCCUACGGAUACUUUACCUAUCGAUGAUCUAGAGCUACAAAAAUGCUCCUAUGUGAAGAACUACUUGUAAUAGCCUAGUUCUUGAAUACAAUGAAACUAGCAAUGCAUGAUGAUGCUAUCCAUAUGAAACAUUCGACAUAGCAA